AUGGCGGCGUUGCUGCAGCAGGAGUUGGACGUGGGGGAGAUCUCCAAACUCCCCAAAAACAUCGUGAACAAAGUGGAGAGGCUUCUGGAGGAGCAGCAGUACGAGCUGGACUCUCUGAAGGCCCAACAUGAGCAGCUCCGGGUGGACAACGAACAACACUUCUUUGAGAAGGUGCAGCAACUUGAUCGAUGCCAAAAAGACUUUGUGGCCAAGUCCAAGGAGCACUCGGAGCUCACAGAGAAAUUCUCCAAACUCGAGGAGGAGCUCAAAGUUGCCGUCUCUAAGAACAGGGACUAUGCAACUGCACAGGACAAGCUUUCAUCUGAGCAGGUGGUGCUGUCCAAAGCCAAAGAAGAGCUGGAGGCUGAAAAGAGAGAACUUAUCCGGACUCUGGAAAGACGCUCAUUGGAAGUGGAGCAUUUGAAUGAGGAUUUAAGGCAACUCAAUGAAAAACUGGUGCAGGCUGGAACGUCUAAAAUAACUCUGCAGAUGAAGCUCGAUGAACUUGAAACGGCUCAAGUGAACAUUAGGUACAAAGAGCAGCGCAUGGACCAAGAGAAGGAGCUCCUCCAGGGACAGGUGUCGUGGCUCAAAGACGAGCUCCAGGGAAAGAGCCAAGAGCUGCUGUCUCUGUCCCGACAGAAGGGCACUGAGCUGCUGGAGCUGAAGUGCAGCCUGGCCAAUAAGGAGGAUGAGCUCAGCAAGAUCCAGGACCAGAUGGCCAGCUUCAAAGCUUCAAACGAAAACCUGCAGAAACAAAGUGAAGAUCUGGUCAACAAGCUGAAAGAGGCCAAGGUACAACACGCUUCUAUGGAGGAGAAAUUCAGAAAUGAACUCAACGCCAACCUAAAACUGGCGAACUUGUACAAGGGAGCAGCAGCUGAUGCAGAGGCCAAGAGUGAAGAGCUGAGCCAAGCAGUGGACGAGCUACACAAACUGCUGAAGGAGGCGGGAGAAGCAAACAAAGUCCUGGAGGAAAAGGUGGCGGAGAUGAACGCAGACACUGACAAAGCCACCGCGGAGCUGAGGCUGAGGAUCCAGGGCCUGGAGAAGGAGCUGGACAACGCCAACGAGCUGCUGGCUUCGUCUAACCUCAGAGGUUCUGCUGCGUCUUCCUCUCGGACUGACGAGCUGCUGACGACCAUGUCUCCCACCGCGGCUGCCGUCUCAAAGCUAAAACCGAAGAUGAAGCUGACUGAGUUGUACACGGCGUACGUGGAGAGCCAGGAGCAGCUGCAGUUGGAGCGUCUGGAGAACAAGCGUGUGAACACAUACCUGGAUGAGAUCGUGCAGGAGGUGGAGUCCAAGGCGCCGAUCCUGAAGCGGCAGCGAGACGAGCACGAGCGCAUGCAGAAGUCUGUGGCCAGCCUCUCCGCCAAGCUGGAGCAGGCCUUCAAGGAGGUGCAACGACUCCAGAAAGAGGCGGAUGAGGCCACCAAACAUGCGUCUGUCCUGGAGAGAGAAAGCCACCGAGCGGACAUGCAGCUGGCGGACAUGGCUCAGCAGGUGCGUGUGCUGCUGGUGGAGCUGGAGGAGGCGCGAGGAAACCUGGUGAUGCCAGAGGAGGACUGCAGCUCUGCGGACGUCAGCAGCACCUCAGACGUCAUCUCUCAGCACCUGGUGACCUUCCGCAGCGUGGAGGAGCUCCAGAAGCAGAACCAGCGCCUCCUGGUGGCCCUCAGGGACUUGGGAGACGCAGAAGAAAAGAAGGAGUUCGAAGCCACGGGCAGCAAACUGGGAGAGCUGGAGCAGAGUCUGGAGAGGGCCCAGUCAGAGUUGGAGAGUUUGAGAGAGCAGAGGGUUCAGCAGCUGAAGAUGACUGAGUCCAUCGUGAGACAGAGGGACAUGUACCGCGUCCUUCUGGCUCAGGCCACAGGCGUCAACUUCCCCCAGCAAGGAACUCUCCCCGAGGACGGGAGCGCUCUGACCUCGACUCCGAGACGUUCACCUGCGACCACGCCCACCACGGGAACGCCCACCGCCCUGGUAUCCAUGGCAACAGACACGGCAGAGGCACUGGAGGCCAAGGCGGCACUCAGACAAUGUCAGGACAUGUUCACAAACUACAAGAAAGAGCGUCUGGAAAGCGACAAAUUGCUGACAGCACAGAACGAGAAACUCCAGGAACAGGUCUCUGAAGUGCGCUCUGCAAACGCCAAGGUCUCCACGCAGCUCGAGUUCGCCUCCAAAAGGUAUGAGAUGCUGCAGGAUAACGUGGAAGGCUAUCGUAAAGAGAUCGCGUCGCUCCGAGACAAACAGCAGAAGGCCUCCACGACUCUGCAGAAGAACGAGCAGACCAUACUCUCUCUGAACGAGGACCUCAAAGCCGCCAAGGAAGGCCUCGCUCUGGCCCAGGGACAAGUGGAAAGUCUUCGUAAAGAGCGGGACAUGCUGAAGCUGGUGGAGAUGAGGCUCACGCACGAGAAGGAAGCAGCUCUGAGUCAGCAGCAGAGUCAGAACGUCCUCCUCACAAACCUGCAGAACAUCCAGGCCACGCUGGAGAGAUCCGAGAACGACACUCGCCAGCGUCUGAACAGCCAGGUGGAAAAACAGGAGCGAGAGAUCUCCCAGCUGCAGAAGAGGCUGGAGACUGAAGUGGAACAGCGCCACCAUCUGACCAGGAACCAGGAGAUCCAGCUGCUGGAGACCAAGCGGCAGCUGGAGGUUCAGGUGUCUCUGCUUCAGAAGACCAAAGAUCAGCUGAGCUCCGCAGAGAUGGAUCUGUCCACACUGAGGCAGCAGCUGGGGACGGACACACGCCGCCUGAGCACCCCGCCCACGCCAGUCCGCAUCCUGCCUGUGCUGGAGCAGAACCAGGAGGACUUGCACGGCCGUCUACAGUUAGCAGAGACCAGGGCGGAGGAGCAGAUGGAGAGUCUGAAGACUGUCACCGCUAGCAUGGAGCUGUACCGGGCCAUGGCUCAGAGCUUGGAGGAGUCCAUCGACCGAGAGAAGCAGGUGACUGAGCAAGCUCGAUCCUCCAUCGAAACCCGUAUGAAGGAGGCCCAGGACAAGUUCAACAAACUAGAGGAGAAACUGUCCGAGGCCCAGAGAGAGAAGCAGAGUGUGGAGGAUCAGAAGAGAGCUGCUGUGGUCUCUCUGGAGGAGCAGAUCAACGUCCUGAGGAGAGACGCGAGCAGUGAGCACGAGAAACACCAGGAAGUCCUUCAGAAAGUGGCUGUUCUCGAAGCUCAGCUGCAGCAGGCUCAGCAGGACGCUCGUGAGCAGGCGAAGCUGUCAGCCGAGGCCCAGGACAAGUACGAGCGUGAGAUGUUGCUCCACGCGGCGGACGUGGAGGCUCUGCAGGCGGCCAAAGCUCAGGCUCUUCAGGCCGUGGAGCUCCGUAACCAGCUGGAACAGAGGGUCCAGAGGGUCAGUGCCGAGCUGCUGGAGGCCCGGCUGUCCUGGGAGGAGCAGGAGAAGAUCCUCAAGGAGGAAAUGUCUAAAGUGGAAAGUCGCGGAGAGGAGCUGCAGAAGCAAAACUCUCUGCUUCACGAACAGAUCCAGACGCUGAGCAGGAAGAUGACAGAGAGCCUGCAGAGAGCCGCCGGAGAUGGUGGCUCCCUGAACGUCUCUUUGACCGAGGAGGGGAAGUCUCAAGAGCAGGUCCUGGAGAUUCUCAGGUUUGUCCGUCGUGAAAAGGAGAUCGCCGAGUCUCGGUUUGAGAUGGCUCAGGGCGAGAGUCUGCGUUACCGUCUGAGAGUGGAGCAUCUGGAGCGAGAGCUGAAGGAGGUGCAGGACAGUCUGAAUGCGGCCAGAGACAGGAUGCAGGUAACGGCAAAGACUUUGGCUCAGCACGACGAGCUGAUGAAGAAGACCGAGACCAUGAGCAUCCUGGUGGAGACCAAUAAGAUGUUGAGGGAGGAGAAGGACAAGCUGGAGCAAGCCCUGCAGCAAACCCAGGCCAAGGUGCAGAAGCUCGCGUCCGACCUGCUGCCGCUGCAGAUGGCCAACUCUGAGCUGAGUGAGAAAAGUGGAAUGCUUCAGGCCGAGAAGAAGAUUCUGGAAGAGGAGAUCAAACGAUGGAAGACUCGGACUCAGCAUCUGGUGACUCAGCAGAAAGACUCAGACCCGGAGGAGUACAAGCGUUUGACCAGUGAGCGAGAGGCCCACCUGAAGCGCAUCCAGCAGCUGACAGAAGAGGGCGCCAAGGCCGGUCACAUGAACGCGGCGCUGAAGGGGCAGUUGCAGGCGUGCCGCGAAACCCUGGCCAAAAUGACCGAGGAGAGAAACCACCUGAAGUCCGAGGUGGAGGCCCGGAAUCUGGACCAGCAGGAGAAGAUGAAGACCAUCACGCAGGUCAAGAAGAUCGGACGCCGCUACAAGAUGCAAUAUGAAGACCUGAAGCUGAAGCACGACAAGCUGGUGGCAGAGGCUGCAGUGGGACCGUCCCAGGAAGAGGAGAGCCGCCAGGCCUCGGCUCAGGAGCUGCAGGGCCUCAGAGACUCGCUGACCCAGGCGGAGGCGAAGGCCAAGGAGCUGGAAGGACAAGUGGAGAAACUCAACAAGGCGGUGACGGAGCGGGACUCGGAGCUGCGCAGCGGGCAGGAGCAGACGGGCCGCCUGCAGGCGGAGCUGACCCGGGUGAGGCAGGACCUGCAGCUGAAGACCACCCAGGAGGAGACUCUGAGGCAGCAGAUGGUGGAGAAGGAGGAGAAGAUGAAGAAGGCUCUGUACUUCGCCAAGCAGAAGAUCAGCCAGCACAUGACGACCAAGGAGCAGCUGGAGAAGGAGAACGAAGAGUUGAAGCAGCAGCGCGAGGAGCUGGAGGUCCGAGUGGGGGCCCUCAAGUCCCAGUUCGAAGGUCGUCUGAGUCGGCAAGAGCGAGAGCUGAGGGACCUGAGGGGCCACCAGGAGAGACAGGACCAGCGAGACGAACCAGCGGAGGCCGGGCCCAGCAAGGCGCAGGAGCAGCAGAGGAGCGGUGAGCAAAGACAGAUCAGUCUGAAGACCACUCCAGCUGCAGAUCGCGGCAGCGCCAGCACCUCCGAGCCUCCCACCGCCAACAUCAAACCGACCCCCGUGGCCUCGGGCAGCAAACAGACGGCCAUCCCCGGGAACAAGGCCACGCCCAGAGCCAGCAUCAGACCCAUGAUCACCCCGGCCCCUGUGCCCACGCCCACCCCCACCGCCACCGUCAUGCCCACCACCCAAGUGGAGACGCAGGAAGCCAUGCAGUCUGAAGCGCCGCCGGUGGAGCACGUGACGGUGUACGGUAGUGCGAGCGGCUCUGUGCGCUCUGCUAGCCCUAGCGUCCUGACUACGUUAGCUAGCCCCAUGCUAACGGUGCAGCAGGUGCAGAGCCAGGCCACCGCCUUCGUCCAACCAACGCAGCAGCAGAACGUGAGCCACUCCGAGCCGGCCAAUCAGGAGCACCCUCCCAUGGCCCUCGAGGCCCCGCCCACCUCCAGCAGCCAGAUGGAGUGGCCCUCGACGUCCUCCUCGGUGUUUGGGACCGUUUCUGCCACUCCGGGAUCCUCCAUGUCUAAAAGGCCUCGAGAGGAAGAGGAGAGCUCCACUGUGGUCACGGAGGCAGAGGUCCCCACCGAGGACACCUCCAGGGCUCCCAAGAAACUGCGCAUCAUCCAGAGAGUGGGACCAGAGGAGGAAAUGCUGACGGAGGACAGUGCUGAGGCUGAAGGCGUGGUGCCCUCCGACAGCCAGGACGCCACUGAAGCAUCGCAGGACGAAGAGUUGGAGGAUGACGAGGAGAGCGCGGUCCCUCAGUCUGUGAUGGAGCAGGAGGGAACGCCGCGCGAGACCGAGCUACAGAAAGAAGUGAUCGUGAUUCUGACCGACUCCGAGAGCGAGGAAGUCCAGGAAGAGGAGGACGAGGAGGAGGACGAUGAAGAGGAGGAGGAAGAGGACGAUGAACAAGAGUAUGAAGAGGAGGAGGAUGAGGACGACGAGGAUGAAGAGGAGGAUGAUGGAGAGAUGGAGGAAGAGGAGGCGGAGGACAGUAACGAGGGCAGUGGAGACGCAGAGGCCUACGAGGAGGACGAGCCCGAGGGAGCUGAUGUCACGGACCCAGGGACGGAGACUGAGGAGAACGUGGGGGUGUCGGACUCCACCCAGAGGCCCGCGGAUUCCCAGACGCCCAGCUACGAGGCCAGUGCAGCGGAGGCCUUCUCAGAGCAGACCGUCUCAGGCUCAGGCUCCAGGAUGCCACCGUCUCCCAGGAGAAGCCACCAGCCCCCACGCAUGAGCCCCCACCCCGGCUCUGAGCUGGGGGCCCCCGCUCAGCUCCAGCGUCUUCCCGGCCGCAGACAGAUGCCUCUCUCUCACAGCGUUCCCGGCAGCUCUCAGCACUCGGAGGAUGACGAUCGCCUGGUUCCCAACGCUCCCACUCCGGUCGCACCGCAGCGCUCGGAUGGGUACGACCAGGCCAUGCAGUCUCCUCAGAGCGGUUUCUCGCGCUUCAGGAUGUCGGCCCCAGAGGAGGUCCCUCAGACCAGCUCCUCAGACCUGGGAGAGCUGUCGUCAGGAGGAGGUUCGAGCCUGUUUCUGGCUGAUGAAGAGUAUGGAGUUCGCAGUGUUCCCAGUGCUCCGCUGCAGUCGGCUCCAGGGUCGGGCUUCUCUGAGGCCGCUCCCUCAGACUCCACAGACCAGGCGUCCCAGUCCGUUCCCAUGGUAACCACCUCCACUCCGGGGCUGGUGUCGGGGAGCGGGGGCCAAGCGGAGGACCAGGACGACUUCCUGGAGGCCGACUCAGACCGGUCCGGUCUGGAGGCGUCGGUGCAGCCCGGCUCUCAGGCUGAAGCAGCAGAGCCCAGUGCUGCCAGUGUCCCCAACACCAGCCAGGAGCCGUCCUCCAGCUCUGCAGCUCCAAACAGGCCAGACACCAGCAGUAAUCGAGGUCGGCCCUCGCGCUCGGGGCCCAGGGGCCAACUGCAGCGAUGGUCUGAGGCCCGGGGCCGCAUGAAGAGAGGUUUCGCUCGCGGUCUGCACCGGAGAUGA
Molecule: messenger RNA, 6957 nt
Organism: Knipowitschia caucasica
Lineage: Eukaryota; Metazoa; Chordata; Actinopteri; Gobiiformes; Gobiidae
Source: the annotation of a GenBank genome assembly